AUCACAAAUAAGGUCUAAAAUUCUUCACCGGAGGCUAUUGGUUCUAUGUAACAUGUGUAUGUACAACGGGGUCAGGGCAUAUGUUUGGAAAUUUGACGUCAGAAGAAGCAAACAAAGCGACGACGCCCACUCCUUGACUGCUGAGUCGACGCUCUUCGUCACUCCAGCAAGAUCACCAAGAUCAUAUCAUAUCACACACCACACCCACACCCACACCUUCACGGUAUCAUUCUUAUUCUUCCCCUCACGCGCGUCUCUAUAUCUACCAUCGAAGUGGAGAAUUAAUUUAAGCGCCUUCAUUAAUCUAUGAUCGAUCGAUCGAUGCAUAUUCCACCGUUAUUCAUCGUCUUGCAGCUAGUAUGGCUGCUUGUGCCGGCAUCAUCCUCUUCCUCCGACUCCAUCGAUCCAUCGGUGCUCGGGAUGGACGCCCCCAGCUGCAAUUUCGACUUCCCCUUCGGCGCCCCCGGCUUCUCCCAAUACCGAAAGGGCUUCGAGGUGUCCUGCGACCCCAGCCUUACCGGGAGCCCCUCGUGGCUCCAAGUCGGCUCGAAGCAGCUGCAGAUAAUGAACAUCUCGAUAGCCGAGGGCUACGUGCGCACCAGAAUCACCGCCUCCACAUGGCAGUGCUCUCGCCAGGAUGUGGCGGGAGCAAACAUCAGCCUGGAGGGCACCCCAUUCACGUUCUCCCCCACGCGGAACAAGCUGACCGUCAUCAGUUGCGACACCUUCGUCAGCUUUGAGGNUGCGAUUCAGCAUGAUUCAGCUGCAUUAUUCGGAGUUUCAUCUAUGGAGAUAAGAGUAGCUUUUCAUGUUAUGAUACAGUCAAUGCUCAUCAGGAACAAAUAUAUUAAUUCCUUUACAAUGUUUUCUGUGAUCUAG
Messenger RNA from Ananas comosus (pineapple), 879 nucleotides. RefSeq lists its product as uncharacterized. The transcript has 3 exons. Lineage: Eukaryota; Viridiplantae; Streptophyta; Magnoliopsida; Poales; Bromeliaceae. The record is from RefSeq and is a predicted model, not a curated record. Bases 307 to 879 code for a protein of 190 amino acids.